Anguilla anguilla (European eel) is the source of this 6668-nucleotide messenger RNA. It is a transcript of the gene f5, whose product is annotated as coagulation factor V. Gene Ontology annotation, molecular function: oxidoreductase activity; copper ion binding. The transcript is spliced from 25 exons. The coding region runs from base 80 to 6457 and encodes 2125 amino acids. The record is from RefSeq and is a predicted model, not a curated record. Lineage: Eukaryota; Metazoa; Chordata; Actinopteri; Anguilliformes; Anguillidae.
GGGCUAAGCUCUUCUGGAGCGUUAUAAUCUCCUUGCCUCUCACCCUGCGAGGGCUUCACCUGGAGCUCCAAACUCAGACAUGAGACCGCGCUCCCAGAGCGGGGCCCCCGUUCUCCUCGGCCUCCUCGGCCUCUUGGGCCUCCUGUCCCGCACAGUUCUGGCUCUGGAGAGGCGCUAUUACAUCGCCGCUGUGCACAUAGACUGGAGCUACACCGCGCCGGACGAGGGCAGCUCAGGCCCCACCUAUAAGAAAGUGGUGUUCAGGGAAUAUGACGCUGAUUUCAAACAGGCCAAGGCCCACCCACCAUGGUUAGGUCUGCUGGGGCCCACGCUGAGGGGGCAGGAAGGUGACGUCAUCGUGGUCACGUUCAGAAACAUGGCCGACAAGCCGUACAGCAUCCAUCCGCAUGGGAUAGCCUACGGGAAGCAGUCAGAGGGUUCUCUGUACUUUGACAACACCUCCCUGUUUGAGAAGGAAGACGACCAGGUCCUGCCAGGGGAAGAGCACACAUAUUAUUGGGAGGUGACCCCUGAGGUGUCCCCAAAAGAGGAGGACCCCCCCUGUGUUACAUAUAACUACAUCUCCCACUACGACAUCGUCAGAGACUACAACUCGGGACUGAUUGGUACCAUGCUGGUGUGUAAAGCAGGUAGCCUCAAUGACAAAGGAGAGCAGAUUCAUUUCUUCCAGGAGUAUGUUCUCCUCUUCGGCGUGUUUAAUGAAAGUAAGAGCUGGUACACAACAGAGAGCACGCCCCCUAGUGGCCCUGUGAAGUACACCAUCAAUGGCUACACCAAUGGCACCAUACCCGGUCUGAAAGUCUGUGCCCACACCGCGAUGAGCUGGCACCUGCUGGGCAUGAGCUCCCAGCCAGAGCUCUUCUCCGUCCACUUCAACGGGCAGGUGAUGCUGCACAUGGGGCACAGGGUCUCGUCUGUGGGGCUCAUCAGCGGAACCGCCACCAGCGCCAACAUGACCUGCUCCCACCCGGGCCGGUGGCUGCUGUCCUCGUACGUCAGCCGACACAUGGAGGCUGGAAUGCAUGGAUACCUGAAUGUUCAGACCUGUGAGGGAAUCGCUGCGCCCAUCCGAAAACUGACCAUCCAACAGAGGAUACAGAGUCAGGAGUGGACCUACUACAUCGCCGCUGAGGAAGUCGUCUGGGACUACGCGCCCAACAUGCCCGACUACAUCGACAGCGAAUACAGGGCGAAAUACCUGCGGAGCAGUCCGGACCGGAUAGGCAGGCGGUACAAGAAGGCGGUCUUCACGCAGUACAUGGACGACAAGUUCACGGCCAGGUUGGAGCACAAGCAGAGGAAGAUGGAGACGGGGGUCCUGGGUCCCGUGAUCAGAGCUCAGAUCCGGGACGUGGUGAAGAUCGUCUUCAAGAACAUGGCAAGUCGACCGUACAGCAUCUACCCACACGGACUGACCAUUAAUAAAGCUGAAGAGGGAGCCAGCUAUCCCGAGGGAGGCAACCAGAGCAGUGCAGUGCAGCCGGGGGAGACUCGCACCUACGAGUGGAAGGUCCUGGAGGAAAACGAGCCCACCGGCAGUGACUCCAGGUGCCUGACCCGAAUGUACCACAGUGCUGUGGACACGCCCAGGGACAUCGCCUCUGGUCUCAUUGGACCCCUUCUCAUCUGCAAGAGCCAGUCCCUCAACAAGAAGAACAUACAGUUGAAGGCUGACAAGGAGCAGCAGGCAGUUCUGGCUGUUUUUGAUGAGAACAAAAGCUGGUACAUUGAGGACAACAUCAAGUCUUACUGUGGCGACCCUUCAAAAGUGAACAAAGCAGACCCGGAAUUUUACAGCUCAAAUGUCAUGCAUUCAAUAAACGGCUACGUAUAUGACAGCGGGCAGGUUCUGGGGUUUUGCAAUGGCGAGAUAGUGACCUGGCACAUGUCCAGCGUCGGAGACCAGGACCACAUUCAGACCGCCACCUGGCACGGUCACAGUUUCGAGCUGAACGACGGUACCGAGGACAUCCUGAGCCUCUUUCCCAUGUCUGGAGAGACCAUCACCAUGAACAUGGAUAAUAUUGGCCACUGGCUCAUGUCAUCAUUAAACUCCUAUGAGGCCAAAGAGGGAAUGAGAUUGAAGUUCAAAGACCUCGAGUGCUACAGAGACUAUUAUUACGAAGACACUGAUAAAGCUGAGGCAGAGUUUUCUGUGAAUAUAUGGCAGCCCGAGGACAUGCAGGCACUAAAGGAACAGGAAGAAAGAAGGAAGGAGGAAGAAAAAAUGAAGAAGAAUGCGAGAGAACCAGCGGAACCUGACAAGUUCACGGCGUACUAUGCGGAAGAACUCGGAUUUGACCUUCGGACGUUCAAAAACAAAUCGCAAGGACCGGCAGACGAUGUGGAAUUGUUGGACCUUACUCUGUUUGAUUAUGGUGAUCAGGUCUACCCAACUAAAAACACUACUGAGAAUCAAAGUCUCUCUUCCUCUACCACCUCACAGAACCGAACACGCCCAGUACUAGGGUCUGAAAAGAUACCAACAAAUUUGUCAUUGGCCAAGGCAAUGGUUGAUGAAAAUGUAACGAUGGCAGGAUCAUUUAACGGAAGUAGGAAUAUGACAAGGAAACUGAAUGAAACUGCAGGUCAUUUGCAUGCUAAUGUUAAAAAUGCACUCACUAAUGACACUGUGGCUGAGACAACCAAGCUGCAUGUGCAGAGAGAUCGAACUGUCGCGUUAACCCUGGAGACCAACAUCACCGGCCAGAUCACUCACGCUGUGGAGAGUGUAGCAAAUGCGACGUCGCUAAGCCAGCUGAAUGGGAGCUCUGGAGUGAACCAGAGAGAAACCACUCCAGAUCCAGCAAGCACCUCACACACGCGGAACACAACAGCAAAGGUGUCCGAGGACAGAACCACAGGGAUCACUUCCUUCUCCUACGCAGUGCCCCUGUCAAAGCUUCCCUCCCACAGCACUCUGGUAGAGAUGGACAAUGCGGACAAAGAAGACUUUGUGUUGCUGGAUGGUGGUGGGGCCUCUGUGGAAAUCCACACUGAUAAUGACAAAGUGAUGGUGAUAAACCACCAGGACCAUCCAAAAGCUGGAGUGCUGUAUAGCAUCUCCCCUGCUCUCACCUUCCCUGUUGAGCAUCAGAAGAUAUUGCUGGGUUCAGAGGGCGCCAUGUUGAAUUCAGAAAAUACGGCGUGCGGCGCCAGCUGUCCUAAAGAUUUGAACACCACCGGACCUGCGGUUGAAAUUCACAACAUUAAUGGUACAAACAAUGGAAACCUAUCUGUGAAAAUCAGUAACAGCACUGCGCAAAUGAACUAUACCCUGCAUGUGGAGGCAACCUCAAUGCCAGGUGUGAACAGAACGGAUUACGCUUCUGUAAGAAGCCCGGCGCUUCUGAAACCACAGUCAGACAAUGAAACGUCCCCUGAGACUGUAGCGUCAACCUCACAGGAUGAGGUUGUUCAGGAUGUUGGAAACAAAGCUCCUAGUUUUGAGCACAUUUACACAUUGGAGGAGCCCAGCUCUGAAAGAGAGAACGGCUCCUCUAUAAUUCUGGGUAGAAAUGUUACGCUUUCCCCCUCCUUAACGAACGUCUCAUCAUCACAGAAUUACACAGAGGUAAUUUCGGGUAGAAACGUUACAUUUUCCCCUGGCUUGACAAACGUCUCAUCAUCACAGAAUUACACAGAGGUAAUUUCGGGUAGAAACGUUACAUUUUCCCCUGGCUUGACAAACGUCUCAUCAUCACAGAAUUACACAGAGGUAAUUUCGGGUAGAAACGUUACAUUUUCCCCUGACUUGACAAACAUCACAUUGUCCCAGAAUUACACAGAUGUGUCUCGAGAGGUAGGGCACAUUGGGGAUCCCCACGUAGGCAAUGUCUCCUUUGCAGUUUUGGGGUCCUCCUCGGAAUCUGAGGAGGACCUCCACAGCAGUUCAAAGCAGAACGUGUCCGAGAGCCGAGAGGAAGUGGUGAUCUACCUGAAGAACAACACCAAGGAGGCCAUCCUCACCGAAUCCCUGGAUCUCCAGAAGGAGCACUGGAGUUAUGAGGGUGGACACCAGCUGGUGCCCAUGGAGGUUCCUGGAAACAUGACCAAGUACACCAGAGAUGAGCCCAAGUCGAGCGGGAACGACUCAAACACCAAACGAGAGGAUGAACGCAAGAAGAAGGGCAAAAAAAGAAAGUGGCCCGCAAGUACAAACAACAUGAAAACGAGGAAGAAGAAGGUCUACAAGGCCCAGCCCAGCAGCGGGAUCUCUCCAAGGGGCCGCAAGCCUCCCGCGCUCACCCCCAGGGGUUCCAGGCCCAUCACCAGCGAGGAGGACCUGUCCUCAAAGUCCAUCGUUAUAGGUGUGCCGAGACGGGAUUUCAACGACUAUGACUUAUUCGUACUGCAGACGAAUGAAGAUCCCUAUCACAAUAUUCCUCAAGACAACCCCGGGGAUGAAUACGAGUAUGUAGAUUACAAAGACCCGUACAGCCAGCCCAACGACUUGAAAGAUAUGGAUGACUCUACGAAGUACCUUUUAAAAGUGGCGGGAGAGAACGCGAAGACUUACUUCAUUGCCGCGGAAGAAGUUGAAUGGGAUUACGCAGGAUACGGGCAAAGGAGACAGGAGAGAACAAACAUUAAUGAUAAGCCAACGCAGUUCACUAAAGUUGUCUUCCGGAGCUACCUGGAUAGCUCCUUCAACACCCCAGAGAACAGAGGAGAGGUGGAUGAACACCUCGGACUCCUGGGUCCGAUCAUAAAGGCUGAGGUCGAUCAGACCAUCGUGGUUGUUUUUAAAAACCUGGCCAGCAGACCGUAUUCGUUGCAUUCCCACGGCGUUUCCUACACAAAGCAAACGGAAGGUCUGAAGUACGAUGACGACUCUACUCACUGGUAUAAGAUGGAUAAUGAGGUUCAGCCCGAUAGCACAUACACUUACAUCUGGAAGGCGGAUAUAAGGUUUGGGCCGAAGUCUGAUGAUUCGGACUGCAGGACGUGGGCCUAUCAUUCUGGUGUGAAUCCAGAGAAGGACAUACACUCAGGGCUGAUCGGGCCCCUGCUGGUCUGCCGCAAGGGGACUCUGGAGAAGGACCAGGAGUUGGCCCAGAAGCGCGACUUCGUCCUUCUCUUCAUGACAUUCGACGAAACCAAGAGCUGGUAUUACGAGAGGAACAUGGAGAAGAUGCAGAGGAAACACAGGAGGGCCGUGCUGGACCCCCAGUUCACACAGAACAUCCAUUUCCCUGCCAUAAAUGGAAUUAUAUUCAGUCUGAAAGGACUCAGGAUGUACACCACGAAGCUGGUCAGGUGGCACCUAAUUAACAUGGGGUCUCCAAAGGACUUCCACAGCAUUCAUUUCCAUGGACAGACCUUCUUGGACAAACAGACGAAGGACCACCGCCAAGGAGUCUUCCCACUGCUUCCCGGCGGCUUUGCGGAUUUGGAAAUGGAGCCUUCGAAGCCUGGCCUGUGGCAGCUGGAGACGGAGGUGGGGGACCUGCAGCAGAGGGGGAUGCAGACGCUGUUCCUGGUUAUAGAUGAGUCCUGUGAACAUCCACUGGGCCUCAUCUCGCAGAGUGUGAAAGACUCACAGAUCACAGCCUCUCACUACACAGGAGAGUGGAAACCACAUUUGGCAAGGCUUCAGAACUCAGGUAAAUACAACGCUUGGAGUACUGACCGGGACGAUGGAAACUGGAUCCAGGUGGACUUUCAGAGGCCGGUGGUGAUCAGCAAAGUGGCCACACAGGGUGCAAAGCAGCUGUUCACCUCUCACUAUGUGGAGAAGUACACAAUCUCCUACAGCACCGACAGGAGGAAGUGGACUGUCUACAAAGGAAUCAGCAACAGAAAGACCUUUACGGCGAAUGAAAAUUAUCAUGAGGUCAAAGAAAACACCUUCUUCCCUCCUUUGAUUGGUCGUUUUGUUCGUCUCAUUCCCACCCAAUCCUAUAAUAGGCCAACGGUGCGCCUGGAGUACUAUGGAUGUGAACUGGACGGAUGCUCUGUGCCUUUGGGAAUGGAGAGUGGGCGGAUCAGUGACCUUCAGAUCACAGCCAGCUCUGUGGCUUCCAGCUGGUUCGCUGGCCCCUGGCAACCUUGGUUCGCUCGUCUCAAUAAACAAGGGGCGGUCAAUGCCUGGCAGGCCAAGACAAACAACAUGCAGCAGUGGCUACAGGUUGAACUGAAGGACGUAAAGAAAAUCACUGGCAUUGUUACCCAGGGCGCCAAGUCCAUGGGCACAGAGAUGUACGUGACAGAAUAUACCAUAGAAUACAGCAAAGAUGGAAAAACCUGGAUAAAAUACAAGGAGGAUGAAGAUGACUUUGAUCAGAAGAUAUUUCCUGGAAACGAGGACAACAACGGCCACAUGAAAAACUACAUCUACCCUCCAAUCUUUUCACGGUUCAUAAGAAUUAUCCCUCGACGGUGGCAGAAAACAAUCACCAUGAGAAUUGAAUUGCUUGGGUGUGAUUUUGAAUAAGGAUAUGCGGAGCAGUAUAUUUCACCACAUAUCCAUACAUGCUCAUUUUUAUACACAGAUUAUAAAUCCAGGUUUUAUUUUUACAAGUUUUGGAUGCCUGCCUCCCCAUUCCCUUUUUUAAAUUUAGCUGUGAGCAUAAUUCCAGGUGAAUGUGUAAAUAUGUAAGUACUCUAUACAAUCACAGUCAAUAAACUAUUAUUGUACACACACA